Mauremys mutica (yellowpond turtle) is the source of this 3079-nucleotide messenger RNA. RefSeq names its product von Willebrand factor A domain-containing protein 5A-like. The transcript is spliced from 9 exons. The record is from RefSeq and is a predicted model, not a curated record. Bases 1621 to 2781 code for a protein of 386 amino acids. Lineage: Eukaryota; Metazoa; Chordata; Testudines; Geoemydidae.
CUGUUCGUGUUCACAGACGGGGAGGUGGGGAACACCAAGGACGUCAUCACUGAGGUGCAGCGUCACCAGGGGGCCCACAGGCACUGAGCCCGCUGACGGGACACUCCAGAGCUCGCCUGUGAACUAACCGCGGGUGUGUUAGCUCGGAGAAGGGAACAGCCAGCGAGAGGUUAGCGCAGUGAACCACGGAGCAGGUGAGUCGGUUUGUGAAUUCAGAGGAUGGGAGAGAUGUGGGAUCUGCAUUCCCCAAGGGUGCCCCGGAAUGGCUUUGGGGACCUCAGCCUGGUGUCCAGAAGGCCCCUGAUGGCAGCCAAAGAGCUCGGAGACGCGCGAUCCCUCCCAGGGUCCCUUUUCCUCGCUUAAAACCAUCCGGCGAGUUUCCAUCAGCGCCCAGGUCUCGCUGUGUGGCCUGAACGCAGACAGUUCAUGGCGCGUCCAUCGGCCUGCGUCGGGAGCUGUGCUUCGGAGUGAACGCGGGUCUGCAUUUACAUGGGCCAGGUGCCAAUGCGGGAGACACGGUGCGAUGGCUGAGACCAUCCAUCCUCACACCCCGAAACACCCGCACUCGGGAUUGCUCCAGCGGCACAAGCACAAGGAACUAUGGGGCGGGGUGAGCUCGUGAUCAGCAGGGUUACGGAGAGGUGACAACACCGCCGCCGCCGUGUCUCUGGCUCUCACAAAUUCAGAGCAGCUGUAGUUCCCAGGGCACACGCCGGGCACGUGCGACGCACUGACCCCUGCUUUGCUCUGCUCUGCCCGGUGUCCGGCUUGAGUGCUCGGGCCCUGCAGCGGGUCUGUGAUAUGCCCCACAGCACCCCUCAACCCUGCCCCCAGCCCUGCUGCCCUGGGGACCGUCUGUCCCACAGCACCCCUCAAAGCUGCCCCCAGCCCUGCCGCCUGGGGACUCUCUGCCCCACAGCACCCCUCAACCCUGCCCCCAGCCCUGCUGCCCUGGGAACCGUCUGUCCCACAGCACCCCUCAACCCUGCUCCAAGCCCUGCCGUCCUGGGGAGCGUCUGCCCCACAGCACCCCUCAACCCUGCCCCCAGCCUUGCUGGCCUGGGGACCCCCCCCAGCAACCCCAGACCCUGUCCCCUUAGCCCUGCCUGCCUGGAGAGCCCCCCAGUAACCCCAAACACUGUCCCCCCCACCCUACUGGCAUGGGCACCCUCAGCAACCCCAAACUCUCUCCCUCCAGCCUGGGGACCCCGAGCACCCACCAACCCUGCCUCCCAUUAUCUCGCCAAAGCUGCUGCCUGCCUUCCCGACCUGGAGACCCCCCUCAAACUCUCUCCCUCCAGCCCUGCCAGCAUGGAGAACCUCUGCCCCUAUCAUCUCCCCCCAGCCCUGCCAACAGAGAGACCCCAACCCCAGCAUCUGCCCAUCCCUUCACCUCACCCUGCCCCCCAGCCCUGCUGGCCCCUCUCCAACUGCCCCCCAGCACUGAAUUGACCCCCCAGCUCUGCCCCUCCUACUCCUGUCUCUGACCCCCCACUCCGGACUCUGCCUUCCUGCAGGUGUUUCUCCUUCGGCAUCGGGGAAGGGGCCUCCACGGCUCUGGUCAAAGGCAUCGCCCGGGCAGCAGGGGGCAGCGCCGAGUUCAUCACGGGCCAGGACCGCAUGCAGCCCAAGGCGCUGCAGUCUCUGAAGCGGGCCCUGCAGCCGGCCAUGACUGGGAUAUCGCUGAGCUGGGAUCUGCCCCCCGGGAUGGAGGCGGCGCUGCUGAGCCGGGGCCCUGAGGUGAUCUUCCCUGGGCAGCGGUGCCUCAUCUACGCCCAGCUCCGCGGGCAGCCCCAGCCCCCAGACCCUGCCGUGGGGGGCGUCACCCUGCAGUAUCGCAUCCAGGACCAGACCUACAAGGAGACGCUGCAGUUCCCCCUGCAGCCACAGGAUGGUGACAGGCUGCCCGUUCACCGGCUGGCAGCCAAGUCGCUGCUGCUGGAGCUGGAGGGGGCCGUGGACACCGGGUCGGAGGGGGACCGGAGCCGGGCGCUGGAGACCAGCCUGAGCUCGGGGGUCGUCUGCUCCCUCACGGCCUACGUGGGGGUGGACACAGAGCGGGGGCAGCCGGUGCAGGGGCCGCUGGUGAGACGGGACAUCCCGCUGGCAGCCUUCGGGGCCGCACCCCGCAUGCGGAGAUUGCUGUGUUCCUCCAUGGGCCAUUCCCCCCCUGUGCUCAGGGCCCAGGCCCAAGGGCCUUCCCUUGUGUCCGUGGACUGCGCCAGGGCCUGCAACUUUGACAACAGCUCGGAUGUGCAAGUUCAGAGCCACCGCCCCUCCGUCCCCUUCCAGGACACUCACCCCCAGGGCUUCUCACAGGAAGUACAGAUUAUGUCCCCCUCCUGUGCCGCUCGUCCUGGCUCCCGCACCAUCUCAGAGCACAUUGUCAGGAAGUUCUGCGCAUACAGCGCCCCGCCGGAGACCGCGUCCCAGAAAGAGCGGGCUCCGGAGGAAUCUCCCCUGCUGAGGCUGGUGUCUCUGCAGAAUGCCGACGGCUCGUGGGACCUGGACCCCCGGCUGGCCGCUGCGCUGGGGGUGAGCGAGACCGACGCCAGGGGGAGGAUGCCCAGUAAGGACGUGCCCCCCGGUGUCUGGGCCACGGUGCUGGCCGUGGUCUGGCUGCACGGCCGGGCCGCGGGGCAGCGCGACGAGUGGGAGCUGCUGGAGGCCAAGGCUGUGGGCUGGGUGCGGGGCCAAGCAGGGCCCCGGCUGAGCGAAUGUCUGGAAGCCGCCAACACCCUGCUGGGCUGCAGCGUUGGCCCUGCUGUCUUCGGGCUCUGAGCCCCCCCGGAUCCCUGUACCCCUCCCCACAAGAUACCCAGGGCCUUCUGCCCAGCUGAACCUCCCCAUCCCUAUACCCCCCCCCACCCCAGCUACCCUGGGCCUCCAGCCCCGCUAACCCCCCCACGGGGAUCCUAAAUUAAGAGCAGCCAGUUGGUUGCAUAAGUUUAAGGAAAACAGUUUAAACUGACCCAGUCACUCACAGCGGAGGAAGGUGGUUGUGCAGACAGGCCCUUGCUGCUGCGGGCAGAGACUGUCUCUGCCAGCCCCUCGCUGGAAUAAAGCAGUUCCCCCAGUU